Messenger RNA from Anopheles cruzii, 1716 nucleotides. Its product is annotated as histone-lysine N-methyltransferase SETD1B. The record is from RefSeq and is a predicted model, not a curated record. The transcript has 4 exons. Lineage: Eukaryota; Metazoa; Arthropoda; Insecta; Diptera; Culicidae. The coding region runs from base 209 to 1540 and encodes 443 amino acids.
CCGGAGGUCGGAAAACACGGUCGCGUUUUCAGUGCUCUAACUGCCACCGUGAUCGUGAUGUGUGAUCGUGAUAGAAUGGUGUACAGUUAUCAACAGUUGGCCGCAAAGUGAAACUGUUUUCAAGAGCGCCAGAAGGAGGAGCUGCACACUGUAGUCGUUUAAACCGGUAGUCGGUCCUAACAAUCGCAUCACGGCACACGCAGCCGCCAUGCCAGCGUACGCUGGGUUCGACAGCUUCACGUCGUCCCGCGGACGUUCGGAAUCGAUCUACUACACGGCCAAGGAGUACGAUUCGGCCGACGGUGACGAGUCCGACUAUGGCCGCGGACGAGCGCCACCGCCACCCCCGCCACCGCCACACAUCUUCGAGGACACACCGCCGGACACCAUCUUCAACCGGCGAUACGUCGAUCCGUGGGAUAUGGAGAACUACGUCUACAUUCGCAAGCAUGUGCUCGACCCGGCGUCCGAGACGUCCGAGGUUUCACCGUCACCGGCCGGUGAGCCGAUCCAGUCCAAGUUCUACUACGUUCCCGGGGAGCUGAACGGUCUCGGCGAGUGUCUCGAGUGCGGUUCGAGCGCCGAAGAACCCGAGUUCGAGCCAGAGUUCGAGCCAGAGUUCUCCGAGUCCGAGGUGGAACUGGUCAACCAGCAGCAGCAGCAACGACAACUUCUACUGGAGGCCAGUGAUGGCCACAACUCCGCUCCGACUCCACGGAGUGUGCUGGUGGACGGGAUGGAACUGGAACGGGAACGAGCACUCGGAGAGGAACCGGAACCGAGCGAGCUGGAGGAAGGCGAAGAGGACGAAGAGGAGGCAUUCUACACCGAACGGUACGACACCGUAAUGGACGAGGACAGCAUCGGAGGAGACGAGCUCGUCUACAGCUCAUACACCGAUUUGGAAACUUCGUCCACGGAACAGCCGAGUUCGUGUGACAGCUCGAUGUCGGCGCUGCGCCUGCACACGCCCGGCUUUGGCAAGAGCAGUAGGCGGCCGAUCGUGCUGCCGAAGCCGCUGCCGCAGCUGGAGUUUCCGGGACCGCCGUCGUACGAGUACUACGAGCCCAGCUGCUGCUACAUGCCGUUGCCACCGCCGCCGCCGCCGCCUCCACCGCCACCGCGCCACCUGGCCAUGGGCAAUCAUUUCCACCAUCAUCCGCAUCAUCCGCACCAUCACCCGCUCGGGUCGCCACCGUCGAUCGCCGGGACGAUCCUGUCCGAUCACCACAACUACUACACGCUGAACGACUGCCUCGAGUGUGCCCGGCAGGAAGCGGAACACGUGCCGCUGUACGCGACCACCAGCAGCGGCAGCCCGACCCGGCGGCGGUCCCGCAGCGUGAGCGUCGUGAGCCAGAGUAUGAGUCUUGCGAGACGCCCGAGCCAGAUGCUGGAUCCGUCCACCGCCGUUGCGAUCGCAGCGACCAACGCUAAUGUAUGUUACACCCCGCAACAUUUCAGUCUCAGCAAGAAGGGUCUGCUGCAGAUCGACUACUCCUGCAACUGGAACAACCUCGAUCGAUACAUCGCCAAAUGAGAUCCCGUUUAUUUUCCGGCCGGCGACCCGGACACCCGGAGAGUUUAAGCCCUAAGUCUAAUUUAACACCUGCACACGUGUAGCUCAAGAACACGGCCAAUCUCACGAGAAAAAUGCAACCACGGCGCCCGAUCAGUUUUUGUUAGUGCGUCUAUAGAGUGUAAAGUGUUGUUCUG